CGGGAGGUUGGAUCUGCCAUGAAUUCAUUCCUGCAGAAAACGCUUCCUACUAGUGUUGCAAUUCAUGGAAGCCCUCUGGGUUAUUCUGGCUCUGGGAGUGAAAGGGUUUUUCAGGAGGGCCGAGUAAUGCAGGUUUCAUUUGGUGCUAGGAUUUCACCAGAUGCAAUCUAUGCUAGUGGUUACAGAUCAAAAACAGAAUUGUCAGAUACCAAUCAGCAUGAGCAACGUACUGUUUCGGCAAGGACUGGUACAGAUCAAAGUGGUGCUGCACGUGAUCCUAAGAAGAGAAAAUCAGAGGAAAAGUUGGCAGGCAACGGAAAGAGGUCGAAGAAAGAUACUUCAAGUAGAUCACCUCCCAAGGCAGAAGUGCCUGAUAUGAAGUUGGGAGAGAGAGACAAGAUCAUAGCAUUGCAGCAGAUCAUCUCACCGUAUGGGAAGACAGAUAGAGCAUCAGUGUUGUAUGAAACCAUCAAGCACAUCGAAUAUCUACAUGAGCAGAUACAGCUAUUGAGUGAACCCUACAUGAAGAAUAGCACAAACGAGGUGCCCUUUCAAUGGGGAGGUAAAGAGGAGGAUUUGAGAGGCAGAGGGCUUUGCCUGGUCCCUGUUUCGUGCACCCCGCAAGUUCUCCAGGAUAAUAGCCUGCCGGACUGCUGGACGCCGGUGUACAAGAGCUCCCGGUACCAAUGAUCCCAGCGAUCGCAUGUUUCCUUUAUCACCUCUACUUGUCACGCUCAUGAAUUGGUUGGGGUGUUUACGACUUUACGGAUAGUCGGUUAUUUUGCUUGCGUUCUCCUUGUUUUUACUUUACUAUACUAGUUUUGUUUCCGCUGUAUUGUAUGGUGGCCGAUGUGUAGUAUAGAAUAACAAAGUUGGGGGUCUUAGAUCUUUGGCUUUGUGCGAAAACGGUGCCGAUUCAGGCUUAGCACUCGCUAUUAGGAGAACAGUAUAACUAUUUCCGUCUUUUGAAGGUUGAACCGCACUGCUUGUACUCGAUAUUUCGAUGGCAUUUUACCCUUUGAUUUGAUUUGCUA
This is a messenger RNA of Triticum urartu, 1034 nucleotides long. The record is from RefSeq and is a predicted model, not a curated record. Lineage: Eukaryota; Viridiplantae; Streptophyta; Magnoliopsida; Poales; Poaceae.